Messenger RNA from Zingiber officinale, 1590 nucleotides. RefSeq names its product protein FAR1-RELATED SEQUENCE 5-like. The record is from RefSeq and is a predicted model, not a curated record. Gene Ontology annotation, biological process: regulation of DNA-templated transcription. The transcript has 2 exons. NCBI's taxonomy places the organism in Eukaryota, Viridiplantae, Streptophyta, Magnoliopsida, Zingiberales, Zingiberaceae. The coding region runs from base 1 to 1590 and encodes 529 amino acids.
AUGAAGAUGAUACAGAGAUCCCCCCCAUUAAGCACAGAUGAAUUGGUGCCAAAAAUUGGUAUGGAAUUUCAAAUAGAAGAGGAAGCGUAUGACUUUUAUUUGAAAUAUGCUAAACAAGUUGGAUUUGACAUACGAAGGACAAGAACCCAUAAUGAUAAUUCGGGCAGAUUAAUUGACAGGACGUUUUGUUGUAGUGCACAAGGAAAAAGGGGAAAGGACAAACGAGAUAUUUAUGUGAAGCAAAGUCGUGCUGAGACAAGAUUUGGUUGUGAUGCUAAACUGAGGAUUAGUUGUCGAAAUAAUGACAAGUUUUGUGUGGUGAACUUCAUUAAAGAGCAUAAUCAUUAUCUUUCAAGCCCAAACAAAACACAUCUCUACAGAUGUCAUAGGAACAUAUCUUCUUCUGCAGCGAUACAAAUUGAGAUGACAAGUGAGGUGGGAAUUCCCCCAAAAGCAUCUCAUGAUCUUAUGAUGAGACAAGCAGGUGGGAGGGAAAAUUUAGGGUUUAUUCCUGAAGACUAUAAGAACUACUUGCAAUCUAAAAGAACAAGAAAUAUGAGAGUGGGGGGUACAGGAGGUGUUCUAGAAUAUUUGCAGAAAAUGCAAUGUGAUGAUCCAAAUUUUUUUAAUGCUAUUCAAGUUGAUGAAGAUGAUUUGAUCACAAACAUUUUUUGGUCUGAUGCUAAGAUGAGAGCUGAUUAUGACAAUUUUGGAGAUGUUGUUUGUUUUGACACAACCUAUAGGAAGAACAAUGAAGGUCGUCCAAUUGCAUUGUUCGUAGGUGUUUAUCAUCAUAAGCAAUCCAUAAUUUUUGGUGCAGCUUUAUUAUAUGAUGAAACUACUUUGUCAUUUGAAUGGUUGUUUGAUACCUUCACUAAAGCUAUGUCUGAGAAAAAACCAACAACUAUUCUUACAGAUCAAGAUGCUGCAAUGGCAAAGGCUUUAGCUUUCAGAUGGCCUGAAACACAUCAUCGUUUAUGCAUUUGGCACAUUUAUCAAAAUGCCGCAAUACAUUUGAGUGGAGUGUUUUCUCAAUUCAAAGAGUUUGCUAAAGAUUUUGCCUCUUGUAUAUAUGAUUUUGAUGAAGAGGAAGACUUUCUUUCUACUUGGAACUUGAUGUUGACUAAGUAUGCACUUGAAGAUAAUGAUUGGAUCCCAAAUGAGUAUAUUUUGAAAAGAUGGACAAGAAAUGCAAAAGAUGAAUACUUUGAAGGUAAUGAUACAAUUGUGAACAAAGAUAGUUUGGAUCCAAAAAUUCUUCACAAUAUGCGAUAUAGAGAUUUGUGUGGGUUAUCUGUUCAAUUGGUUACCAAAGCAGCAGAAAGGGAUGACACCCACAUGGUUGUUAAAAAUGCUAUGUUGAGCUUAUGUAAGAUGGUUGAUGAAAAAUUACAAGUUAAUGAAUCAAUUGUGCAUCAAUCAAAUCUUAGCCAAGAAGCUAGUCAGUUGGUUCAAUCUCUAGAUGACACAACAAGGAAUUUGAAUGAAACAGAGUAUCAAAUUGGCGAAGGAAACGAUCUUACAGUCAAAGGAAUUAAACCUAAGAAGAAAACAGUUUCAAGCAAGAGGUUGAAAAGAGGCAUAGAAUAA